Messenger RNA from Strongylus vulgaris, 333 nucleotides. Lineage: Eukaryota; Metazoa; Nematoda; Chromadorea; Rhabditida; Strongylidae. The record is from the annotation of a GenBank genome assembly.
AUGCAGGUGCCUGAAGGAAGUAAAUUAUAUGUUAUGGACUCUCGGAGACCCUUCCAUCAUGAGAAUAUCUUCGAGGGCGGGCAGAUAAUGAUCAUGGUGGAUAGUCUGGAGGUCGAAAAACUAAAUAUACCAGAGAUGUCUUCAAUUAUGGAAAAUGAUGAAUCUGAAGAUUCGGGUGAGGACGAUGAAGAAGAAGGUGGUGGCAGAAGAGGAAUGGAAAAGGUGGAACGAAGGCUUUUGAAGAAGGAAGCGAAAAAACAGUGGCAAAAACGUCGACGGAAUUUGUUGUGGAAGUAUUACGAGAAUUCAUGGUACUCAAUAUCUGUGCGUUGA